ACACAGACCUGGCAACCCUACUGACAAUUGCACCUCCUUAAACUGUAGUAGUGAUGAUGAAACGCCUUAACAUUAUAUUAUCAUUACCACGACUGACGCGACUUGAGACAAGAGCAGCCUGAAAGUCUUCAUUCAGUUCUUGAUGUAAAGCUACGGAUGGAAACAGAGAGAAGCGGGUGACAGCAGUUCAACCAGCAAUGUCAUGCAGGUAAAAAACUGCGUGAUUGAAGCCGCUGAAAUGAGCGAUAGAGCCGAGAUGAGAGGGCCCGUAACCCGCCGGAGGAGGACGACCAUCUCCGGAGGUGGCAACGGAGCGGUCAGCGUCAAACAAGCCAACGGGAGCAAGUGGCACGAUGCCGGGGAGAAACCCCCACUGUAUCCGGCUAAAGCCGCAGACGAGGUGUCCAGGCACGCAAGUAACAACGGGAAGGUGGACAGACAGAUGGGGGUGUCAGGGAAGCAGCAGCUCCCAAACAGUCCGAGGAAACACAGGAGUGCAGUGGAAGACAUCACCGAGAAACUCAGCUGUCACGUCCUCCAGGAGUCUCUCUUGAGCUCGGCCAGCGGCUACAGCAACUACAGAGGAAUCCUCAACUGGUGUGUUGUCAUGCUGGUGCUGAGUAAUGCACGCCUCUUCUUGGAGAACAUUAUAAAGUAUGGUAUCUUGGUGGACCCUAUCCAAGUAGUGUCUCUCUUCUUGAAGGACCCCUAUAGCUGGCCAGCAGCUUGCCUCAUCAUUGCGUCUAAUGUGUUCAUCUUAGCAGCCUUGUACACAGAGAGGCGUCUGGCUGUGGGUACCAUUUCCGAAAAGACAGGACUGAUUCUUCACAUUUUUAACCUGACAUCCAUGUUGAUCUUUCCUUCAGCCACUGUACUCACUGUGACCUCCAUGACCCCAGUGGGUGGUGUGCUCUCCCUAGGAGUCUACACAGUGCUGUUUCUCAAGCUGUACUCCUACCAAGACACCAACAGGUGGUGUAGAGAAAUCAGACAAGCGAAAGCUAAGAGACUAACACGGUCAUACUCAUGCCCGUCUGUGGCACAGUCCAAUGGUUCAGCAAUUCAUACUCAUGUCUCCUACCCAGGCAACCUCACCCACAGAGACAUGUACUACUUUGUCUUUGCCCCGACUCUCUGCUACCAGCUCAACUUCCCACGGUCACCUCGAAUACGCAAAAGGUUCCUGAUGAGAAGACUUUUUGAAAUGCUUUUCUUCAUGCAGCUGUUGGUGGGACUGAUACAGCAGUGGAUGGUUCCCACCAUACAGAACUCAAUGAAACCAUUCCAGGAAAUGGACUUUUCUAGGAUGGUGGAGCGCCUCCUAAAGUUAGCUGUCCCUAACCAUCUGAUAUGGUUAAUAUUCUUCUAUUGGUUUUUCCACUCUUCUAUGAACUUUGUGGCAGAGCUGCUGCAGUUUGGAGACAGAGAGUUCUACAAAGACUGGUGGAACUCUGAGACCGUCACAUAUUUCUGGGCCAACUGGAAUAUCCCAGUUCACAAGUGGUGCCUGAGACACUUCUAUAAGCCCAUGUUGAGGAAGGGGAUCAACAAGUUUCUGGCUCAAACUGCCGUCUUCCUGCUGUCUGCCUUCUUCCACGAGUACCUGGUGAGUGUUCCUUUGAAGAUGUUCAGACUGUGGGCUUUUAUGGGAAUGAUGGCUCAGGUUCCGCUGGCUUGGUUUGUGGGUCGUUUCCUGAAUGGAAACUAUGGCAACGCCGCUGUGUGGAUCUCACUCAUCAUUGGCCAGCCUGUCGCUGUGUUGAUGUAUGUCCAUGACUACUAUGUAAUUCAUUAUGGGAGCACUACAUAGUACUGGACAAACACACAUUGUCUCACAGUCACACACAUAAACAUGUACAAGUCAUGUUACACACACGCACACGCACACACACACACACACACACAGCCUGCAGGGCAACUCAAUGAGUGAAUGCAGAGCAAGUGAAGGGGACUAUAAGCGGUAACAGCAGGAAAAUUGUUUGACUUCUUGAUUUUUGCACUAAAGAUUAAUGAACCAUAGUAUUUCAGGUAAUGAUUCUAACAACAUGAGAAGUGCUUGGUUUAAAGCGAUAUUCCACUUUAGUAGGACAAACAUACCUUUGUAGUCAGCAAACCUCGGGAUCAGCAGUCACCAUCCGCUCUUAAUAUCUGUAUCUAGCAUGGGAAUGUUUCAACUUUAAACAAAUGAUCCUGGACCCAAAGUGAAAUAGCACUUGGAUCUCUGUUAUUGGAAUUGAUCCCUGACUGUUAGAUUUGUUAGAAGCAUGAUUUCAUCUUAAGCAGAUUUUGCUGAAACAAAAGUAAUUGUGUGGUGCUAAGGUUUCCUAGAGUGGCCAGUGUUAGUGGUUGAUGAUCCAUGAGCUCAGAGGUUAGGUGCACUAGAGUGAACUUCUUCUCUGUGACUUUCAACAACAAUUUCUUGAACUUUUAAAAGCACUUCAAUGCAUUCAAAAGUGGAAACACUGCUUGUAACCAAGCACUCCUUGAGUUUUGAAAAAAAUGCACACAGCUUCCUGCGCAACAAAUGUGAACCACUGCCGAGCAAGCAAGAGCCAGGACAGGACGGGAUCCUGCCUCCAUAGAGCCAAUAUGAAAAUGUUGUUUCUAUACCUGUGGAUUAGAAGUAACUUUUUUUUCUUGUAUCCAAAGGCAACAGAGAAAUUAUGAAGCCAGAUAAACAGUUUGUUUCUACAAGCUUAGGCUUAAAAAUUACAAUUGCCAAUUUAGGGUGUCUCCAGAUCUUCAAAUCGACCACAGUAACAGUUUUUUUUACAUGUGCUCUGUGUAUAUAUAUCCUAUAUCCCUCUCUUUUUGAUGCAAUGCAGUUGUUGAGUAUUACAGAAAUUUAUAAUAAAUGGAUUUGUUAAACAAAAAUGGUCAAAGGCAAGAAAACUGAAGAAAGAGAUGGAGGGAAGAAGCUAUAAAGUGAAGGAGAAAUGGUAAAGGGACGUUCUUUGUGACCUUAUUUGUACAGUCGUGGACCUCCAGGCUGCCUCUCUUCUGUUUCUCAGCUACAAACAACAUCAAUGCAAGCUCUUAGUGUAACAGUACACGCUACAGGUGUGUUUGCCUUGGCUUUAUUGUCUUUUUUUGUGUUGCAUUUGACUUAUCAGAUGGUUUAUUUUUUUACUUUGUAUAAUUUUAUGUGUUGGCAUGACUGCAGUUAUGUUGUGCCAUCUUGAAAUUAUAAUUUGUUAUUAUUUUAUUUGAAAUCAAUGAGUUAAUGCAGUAGUUGAUUUAAUAUUUAGAUUUACUGAUUUGAACCAAUGAAAGUUUUUUUGCACUUUAAAGAGAUGCAUGUUAUUGACUAAAGCAAUAGAUUUCUAUGAAUGUAUUAUGUAUUCUUUAAGUUAUAUCAAUCGUGUAAGGAAAAUGUUUUGUUAAAAUAAUUUGUGUGUUUUGUAAUUUGCUUGUUGACAUUUGUUGUUUUCAGUUUGUAAAACAGCAGCUGCAGUGAUAAUAAGAGUUUCAAACAGCCUUUUCAUGCCAUUUUUUUCAGUAUUUAAGUCUAUUUCUUGGUUUGACCUAAUUCAGAAGUUAUUAAAGCCUGACACUGUUGCCAAUAUCGAUAUUGCCAUAUAAUAGUUAAUAUAGGAAGAUGUUCUUUUAUUUACCUUUAUAUUUAUGUUUUAAUCUGCUUUCCAAAUUUGCAGUGACAGUUGACUGGACAUGUUAAAGGUGGGGUAUGCGAUUCUAAUCCAAUACACGUCUUUUUUUAAAAUUCAGUGAAUAUCUCCUCACGGUCCGCUAGCAGUCCGUUUAGUGUGUGUGCUGAAAAAAUAAACUCUGGUGGUUUUACACAGCCCUGGCUCUGUAAAUGGGACCAAGACACUUUAUUUAUUUGCUGUUGUUAUGUUUGCUAUAAUAGCAGGACAGUUGUGAGUCUCGCUGUCUGGAGCUGGUGUGCUGGCUCUGGGAAACCGUCUCGUCCUCUCUGGCUGUUAGCUUCGCAGCAGCAACUGUAGGGACAGUUUGCUAACCCACAACCAAGCUAAUGUUAGUUACAUUACUUACUGUGUCGUCGUUUGCUCUAUAUCAUGGUAUUUGUCAUGGUAUUGGAUUUCUCCAGAAUCACAUACCCCACCUUUAAAUCUGAGCUUUUUUAUUUACACAGUUGUUAAAUCAUAACACCGGUUAUCAAAAAGACUGUGUGUAGGCAUUCCUUAUUGAAAUUUAUAAGUGCCUGCUGUAAAAAAUGUUGAAACUCAAAAUAUAUACCAAUAGCUUUACAACAAAGACACAGAGGCCAAAUACUUAUAACAGAAAGACAUUUCCUAAACCUUAUUCUAUGUAGCCAGUAGAUUCACAAUGUAUUCAUAUUUAUAUUUACUUCCUGCCCUUACCUCAAAUUCUCCAAAUGCAACCUAACCCUGCAGCUGUAUGACAUCUUUUUCAAAUGUUCAUUUGAAGGCAGUAACUUUUGUUUUCUUUUGGAGAGCCUUAUGUAAGAGUCAUGCAUAAAUCUUAUCACGUGAUUGGUAUUUCAACACACGAAUGGCAGCUUUAAUAUCUAUUAGUGUGACCCCCUUGUAUUAACAAAUGUGACAGUUUAAAAUGUUAAUUGUUAAUGUUAACUGUGAGCAGCUGUGCGAGUGCAUGACAUUUGAUCCAUUUUUUUUUUUUUUUUUUUUUUUAAAGAGUGAACAUCUGAGGAUUAUUCCUGAAGUAGCAGUUGUAGCAACAAAACUUUUGGUUUGGCGGAAGGACUAAAACAAACAGUAAAAUUACUAAAGUCAGUCGGUGUCAGAAAAUGUUGGCGACAUUCAAUGGUAAAUAGAACUCAAACUGCAAAUUCAGAACAAAUAGUUUUUCUCAUUUGUAUGACUCUCCUGUGAAAAAUGUAUUUACUCAAUUGAGGUGUUUACUUUUAAUUCUGCCUUUGUUUUGUUUUUGUGAGAUUUCUUGGAAAUGGAAAAUAUGAAUUGACAGGGUGCCGACCUCUGAGUUUAACAUAAGAACCAUCAUCACUAAGUUCUGUUUUACUCACCUGAAGCCCAGAACUUCCUGUUUCCACAUUAUUACUGCUCUUGGAAUAUAGAUUGAAAAUGCUGAAGAUGCAGCUUUAAGUUGAACUGUCUUUUAAGAGUUAAUUUUGUUUGUGGAUGAUUGUAUGAUGCAACUUGUAGUAAAAUGAAUGUAUUACUGAUCUGUUCAUACUGUAUACAGAAAUCCAAAGUGAAACAAAGAUUAUAUGUUUUGGGAAUGCAAAUCAUUUUCAUAGCCUUUCACUUGAAAUGAUUUGUGUUGUUUGAUAAAGAAUAUUUAUAUUUGA
Molecule: messenger RNA, 5272 nt
Organism: Siniperca chuatsi (mandarin fish)
Lineage: Eukaryota; Metazoa; Chordata; Actinopteri; Centrarchiformes; Sinipercidae
Gene: dgat1a
Product: diacylglycerol O-acyltransferase 1a
Exons: 17
Coding region: 203-1810 (535 amino acids)
Biological process (GO): triglyceride biosynthetic process
Cellular component (GO): endoplasmic reticulum membrane
Molecular function (GO): diacylglycerol O-acyltransferase activity
Source: RefSeq, a predicted model, not a curated record